AUGGGAGUAAACCACAGAGGAGAGCACAAGCGCAGAAAGACUGGAGCACAGGCAGUGAUUUCACGCAAGAAGAGGAACAACAGGGCAGGAUCUCAGCCAAGUGCAACGAAGAUUGGAGCGAGAAAGGUAGUGGCUGUUAGAGUGCGUGGAGGAAACAAGAAGCAGCGAGCAUUGAAGCUUGAGGAGGGGCAUUUCCGAUUUAUGUCAACAGGUAAUAUCAGAAAGGCAAACAUGAUUCAGGUUGUGUAUCAUCCCAGCUCUAAUGAGUUGGUGCGUACAAACACUCUGACGAAGAGCUCUGUUGUGAAGAUUUCAGCAGAGACAUUCAAGGAGGAUGUGGCGACGGUUGGAGCAGAACAGGAUGCAGAGCUGCACGAGGGCUUUGAGAAGGGGCAUCUGUAUGCGAUUAUUACCUCGAGACCUGGACAGAUAGGAAUGGCUCAAGGACAUGUCCUUCAAGGAGAGGAGCUGAAGUUCUAUUCUGAGAGGUUUAACAAGAAGAAGGGAGGAGCCAGGAAAUAA
Molecule: messenger RNA, 522 nt
Organism: Ordospora colligata OC4
Lineage: Eukaryota; Fungi; Microsporidia; Ordosporidae
Product: ribosomal protein S8
Exons: 2
Coding region: 1-522 (173 amino acids)
Biological process (GO): translation; maturation of SSU-rRNA from tricistronic rRNA transcript (SSU-rRNA, 5.8S rRNA, LSU-rRNA)
Cellular component (GO): ribosome; cytosolic small ribosomal subunit
Molecular function (GO): structural constituent of ribosome
Source: RefSeq, a predicted model, not a curated record